GAUUGAUUACUGUUGAAUGUUAAAGGGGAAGGAGACUGUAGUGAAUUUUGUCUGGGAGUCGGGAGUGUCGCUAUAUCGUUGUCUGGAGAGAUGUCGCUUUUUUAUUCCAUUGCUAAUCCCUCUAGUUUGUCCCGGUGCAUGGUUUGGCUCAAAGAUGCUCCCAAGUACAGAGGUAGAAGAGCGGGGAAAGCGGUGUAAAAGUUACCCAAAACAAUGACAAGGAGAGGUCAGCUGUUGGACCGUCAUUGGUGGAGGAGGCGAGAGAGUCCGGAGGGUUUUGAUCAGGAGUAAGAUGUUUGUAGUCAUUGAAGAAGACGGGGCAGCGGAGCAAAGAGGGGAAAGCAGGGGGAGGGGGCUGCUCUUCACUUGUGUCCGGGUUGGGAGUUUUUUUUUUUAAGCCGUCCACUGGAGCCGGAGAGCCUUUUGUCUGUUGAUAAGAUCUGGAGACUGGAGGAAUUGUCAAGAGUUUUUUUUUUUUUUUCUUUUCUCUCUCCCUGCUCCUACUAUCCUGCUUGGCUGAAUACAGGGAAAUGCGCCGCGCUUCAGCAGGGCAAACUGCUCACCAUGAAGGACACUGGGUAAGUCCGGAUUGACCAAACUGAAAAUGGGACCACUCCAGCUAGUUAGGCAGUGAAUUGGUGUUUGUUAAGCGUGAUAAAUAGUUAACCUUGUCCGUGGGCUCCGCAGUGAUGCGAGUGUCUGUCCUCUACAGCCGUCCUCCCGAGCCCCCUCCCGCUCCUGAUGUCCUGUCGCUCUGUCUUUGGAGAGAGUGGAGUUGUGCGUUUAUGAGCGCGCGUGCCCUUCACUUUCUCUCAUUGCUGGAAAGAAAAACCUUCCGUUAUGUUUCUUAGACAGAUUUCUUGGCCAGUGAAGGGUAUAUGCGUUUUACAUCUUUUGUAGCCUGGCCCUUUUGACUUUCUGCUACUUUUUUAGUUUUGUGGUGUGUCUAGGGGGCUGUGGUGCCUCCAGUUAUUUUUGACCCUUUCCUCCAUCGUCCUUCAGAGCCAGACAGUGGCACAGACUCUCUCACAUCCAUGUGAAACUGCUAUAUCUCACUAUUUUGGUUAAUAGUCUGAGAAGUCAGGGGUCCCCCGAGACAGUGCUGCAGCUGGUUGCAUUGACCCUAAGACCCCUCUCCCCCGCCCUGGCCGUGACAAAUGCCCAGAUGGGACAGACUGUUGGCCUGUCAGCUCCAGGGGCAGAAGAGCCUAAUGAUUUGAUCUGAUCUCAUCUGAAGGAAUCUGCGUCAGGAGCGCCUCCUUUCUUUCUCCGCUCUAACUUCCUUCCAACUAGAUUUGUUUGUCCUCUUGGGUACUCUAAUUGAAUGUUUCCAUUGGUGCUUUGACAAAACAAAGUCCCAUUGGGGGGGUGAAACUGAGAGGCUAAAAAUAACUUAAGUUGAAGCCCUUGCUUUCUAAUCCCAGUGUAUUGGCUGGAUACUAUUUGAAUGUAAUUUGUACCCACACUGUAUUGUUGACUUAACCGGGAGAGAACAAAGUUACUGAAGUGCUUGGACAUAGCUAAGUCUUUGAGCUUAUCGCUAAGGUGACCACUACUGCUGUGUGUUCUAGCCCUUUUGCCCUUGUCCCUCCUCCCCUUGUGUUUGAACAUGUGUACACUGUCACCAAAGGCAGUGUGGGCAGCCAGGGAGUCUGCUAUAUUUUAUGCAGGUAGCUUUAGCCCUGCCUACUGACGCUGGAGACGAGGCCUAGCAUUGGAUGAAGGUCAUGGGAAUGUGAGUGUGAGACUGGCUCUCUGUCAGCGAUGAGAGCAACGCAUGUGGACCCAGGAAGUGAACCUCACAGAGGGAACAAACUGAUGGUGUAGACUUUGAGGUGCUGUUUAAUUUAUCAAGCAUCUCAGAAUGUCCACAGCCACUGGGGUCAGUUAAGUGCUGCAGUGAAAGUUGAAAAACCUGUCCUCCAUCUCUUCCCCCACCCCUCUCUGGUUUCCCUCUUGCUGCCGUUGAAUGACCUUGGGAGAUCAGUGACUAGCACUUCCUGGAGUUGGCUUGAAGUAGAACCAAGGGCAAAGUUUGCAUGGUCGCUCAGACCGCUGGUUUCGCCCAGCUGCACAUUAGAGGAGCAUGACAGUAGUGGUAGUAGUCGGUAGUAGUCAGUAGUAGUCAGUAGCUCCAUCUGUGCUUUAUAAAACACAUGUGAGUGAAAAAAUGUUCUGUUCACUUGUACCAGAGGUUAAUCUGUAAUGCUGCCUGAGAACUUCUUGUUUUUUGUUUAGCUGAAGUAGAUCAUUUACUCUAUGCGCUGUACACCACGGUUUGUUUGUGUGUGAAAUUUGUGAUUGAGUUCAGCAAGGUCAACAUGUCUAACAGCCGCUCUGUCAGAGGCAAAUGCAACGUUAUUAAUUUACUUUUGUUGAUCCCAUUGACUUUAGUUGGCUCUAAACCUUAAGCUGUCCAGAAACCAUACUGUAGUAGUUAUAGAGUUAUAUAAUUAGUUUUUAUUAACAUCAUUUAAUUGUGCAGACUCUUAGAGAAUACUGCAUGUCUAUCUGGACAGUUUAAUCCUUCAUUUUGUUUGAUAUCAAAACUAUUAUAAAUAUGUUUAUUAUUUUCUUGUUUAUUUUUGUAAAUUUCAAGUUUGCAAUAAAUUAGGCUAAUGUUUAAAAAGGUUGUCAGAUCAGUUCUGGUUAAGUAGCGUAACAAGAAAAUGAACAGGAAUCCUUCAUGACCAAGGCAUUUUUUGGCUUUGUGAUAGCGUGGUGUUUUCUUAUCCCCACCUCUGUGUGUGCAGGGCUAUCAGUUGUAUUUGGACAGGAAUUGAAGGCUCAUGUGAAGCACUGUGAUGUCAGAGUUGGAGAGAGGCGCCGCUGCUUGUGCGAGUGCCCACUUGAAGUGACGUUCUUCUAAUCCAGUCAAAGAGAGAGAGAGGGUACAGGGCUAUAGACUGGGAACAACAAUAGUGCUGAUUCAGCCACUGCAACAUUGAGUUCCUGUGAGAAGUUUGGUCUGAGCUUAAGUAAGGCGGAGGGACAGUAUUGCAGAAAGAAGCACCAUGAAACUAACAUUGCAGCGACAGGAAGAAGAGACUCUGUAGGAGGAAGACUGCAUUGGACUGUAUUGACAAAGGCCUCAGUCACACGCACACACACACAGAGGAAACCCAACACCUACAUCACAUUGUGUUCAUGACCUGAUGAAGGACAACACGACUGCAGAGAAGAGGAGAGACGCACCACCAACACAACUAAGAGAGGAUGUCUUCAGAUGCUUUUGGGGGGAGCAGCGAUGCCCAGCAGACCUUGCAGUCCUUCUGGCCCCGUGUCAUGGACGAGAUCAGGAACCUGACGAUAAAGGAUUUUCGUGUGCAGGAGUUGCCUCUGGCUCGAAUCAAAAAAAUUAUGAAGCUGGAUGAAGAUGUUAAGAUGAUCAGUGCUGAGGCUCCAGUGCUGUUUGCCAAAGCUGCUCAGAUUUUCAUCACAGAACUAACCCUUAGAGCGUGGAUCCAUACCGAGGACAACAAGAGGCGCACACUACAGAGGAAUGACAUCGCGAUGGCAAUAACAAAGUUUGACCAGUUUGACUUUCUCAUCGACAUUGUGCCACGGGAUGAUCUGAAACCUCCUAAACGACAGGACGAUGUGCGUCAGUCAGUGGCCCCAGCCGAGCCGGUGCAGUACUACUUCACCCUGGCUCAACAGCCUGGUGGGGUGCAGGUGCAGGGCGCGCAGCAGGGGCAACAGCCAGGGGCACAGGCGGCCACCACCAUUCAGCCGGGCCAGAUCAUCAUUGCACAGCCACAGCAAGGACAGAUGCUGCAAGGCGCUACAAUGCAGCAGCUACAGCAAAUGCAGGUGCAAUCACAAGGCACACCCAUCACGAGUGCUCCAGUGGCUAUGCAAGUGGGUGAGGGCCAACAAGUACAAAUAGUCCAAGCUGCAGCCCAAGGUCAGGCACAGACGGCUCAGGCCCAGGGGCAGACCAUGCAGGUCAUGCAGCAGAUCAUCACCAACACGGGCGAGAUCCAGCAAAUCCCGGUGCAGCUAAAUGCAGGUCAGCUACAAUACAUCCGUCUAGCGCAACCCGUUUCCGGAGCUCAGGUGGUUCAAGGACAGCUUCAGACCCUUGCUAAUACCCAACAGAUAACGCAGUCAGAAGUACAAGGGCAGCAACAAUUUAACCAGUUUACUGAUGGACAGCAGUUGUACCAGAUUCAGCAGGUGACGAUGCCAGCGGGACAGGAGCUGACCCAGCCCAUGUUCAUCCAGUCAACCAAUCAGGCAGGGGAAGCUCAGGUGACGCAGGUCAGCACUGACUGAGGGCCUAGAAUCCAUGCCUAUGUGAAAGAAACUACCCACUUAAGAGAACACUAGAGAACCUUUUAACUCUGGCUUGUUUAGAUGGGACCUCAAAUCUGUUCCUUAAACACAUUUACAUGCAUAACAUAAGCAGCAUCAGCAGCCAAAGGGGGGGGGGGAUUUAUGUAAAAAUACUUCUUUCACCAGGUCAUUUUAGCAAUGGCGUUCAAGUCUGUUUGUACUGUGCUCUGUCAUGUCCCACAUCAUUUUAAUAGAAGAGGUUUGUACUGUCCAUACUUUCUGUAUUUGAAUGUUAAAUAGAAGAACAUGCUCAUAAUUCAGUGACUUUCAGACCAUUUCUCCAGUUUUCUGUGCAAAUAUUUGUAUCAUUUUGUUGUUUAUCAUGUUAAUAAACCAUAUACCUCUGACGUCACAUUUGUAGAAAAUCAAACCAAGGGAACAUGUUAUUCAGUGAACACCCUGUAUUUUUCUUAUAUUAUUGGUUAGCAUGAUUCUGUUUGGCAUGUCCCUUGUUUUUGGAGCUGGGGGUCUCCUCUGACAUUUGGGUGAUCAUUUUUGGGCGGGUUGUGUUUUGUUCCCUGGUCUUACAACUUUGUUCAAGGCAAAAAAAACAAAACAAACACAUGCAUUUGUAAUACUUUCGUCUUUGAUAAAACAAACAAGGCUUAUGGUCAAUUGCCCUCACAUUUUGUACAGUAAUUAUGUCAUCUUUUUGUUGUGCAUGUAGUUAAAAUGGCCAGCAUGACAUGCAAAAGAUGGGUACAUUUUUAUUUUCAUGUUUCUUUUUGUAAACAACCUUUGUGAAAAAAAUAAAUAAAAAUGAAUUGUUCAAGAA
Periophthalmus magnuspinnatus is the source of this 5113-nucleotide messenger RNA. RefSeq names its product nuclear transcription factor Y, gamma (gene nfyc). Bases 3217 to 4278 code for a protein of 353 amino acids. Gene Ontology annotation, cellular component: nucleus; CCAAT-binding factor complex. Gene Ontology annotation, biological process: regulation of DNA-templated transcription. The record is from RefSeq and is a predicted model, not a curated record. Lineage: Eukaryota; Metazoa; Chordata; Actinopteri; Gobiiformes; Gobiidae. The transcript has 11 exons. Gene Ontology annotation, molecular function: DNA binding; DNA-binding transcription activator activity, RNA polymerase II-specific; protein heterodimerization activity.